UUCCGCCGGCCAUGGGACCACAGUAGUUCCGGUCUGUUAGAGAAAGGCGGAUGAAACGCUCUUAACAGGGAACAAAGGGCGAGCUUACCAAUAUGUGAAUAGCUCUUUCCGCUUGAACCCAGACUGCAUCCACGAUGUCAAAACGGCCAUCCUACGCACCCCCCCCUCCCCCAGCCCCAACACCACAAUUGCCUUCCACCCCUGGGUUUGUGGGCUACAACCCUUACAGCCAUCUGGCCUACAACAACCUCCGGCUGGGAGGGAGCUCCGGAGGCUCCAGCAGGAACGCCUCAGGCAUCACCGUCCCAAAGCCUCCCAAACCUCCAGACAAGCCACUGAUGCCUUACAUGCGGUACAGCCGGAAGGUAAGCAGGAAGGUAUGGGACCAAGUGAAGGCAUCCAACCCCGACCUGAAGCUGUGGGAGAUCGGGAAGAUUAUCGGAGGGAUGUGGAGAGACCUGACUGAUGAAGAGAAACAGGACUACCUGAACGAGUACGAAGCUGAGAAGAUUGAGUAUAAUGACAAUUUGAAGGCCUACCACAACUCCCCAACCUACCUGGCCUAUGUCAACGCUAAGAACCGGGCUGAGGCUGCAAUGGAAGAGGAGAGCAGACAGAGGCAGACUCGUAUGGACAAAGGCGAGCCAUACAUGAGCAUUCAGCCGGCUGAAGACCCUGAUGACUAUGACGAUGGUUUUUCAGUGAAGCACACAGCAGCUGCUCGCUUCCAGAGGAACCACCGGCUCAUCAGCGACAUCCUCAGUGAGAUUGUGGUACCUGAUGUCCGCUCAGUGGUAACCACAGCCCGCAUGCAGGUCCUCAAGAGGCAGGUCCAGUCUCUUAUGGUACACCAGAGGAAGCUGGAGGCUGAACUUCUGCAGAUCGAGGAUCGCCACCAAGACAAAAAAAGACGCUUCCUGGAAACCACUGACUCGUUCAACACUGAACUCAAGCGGCUUUGCGGUCAGAAGGUUGAGGUGGACAUGGAGAAGCUUGCAGCAGAGAUGGCCGCGGCUGAAGAGGCGGCCCGUCGCCGGGCAGAGGAGAGGGAGCGUGAGGCAGCUGAGCAGGCAGAGAAAGCUGCUCAGCAGGCACAACAGCAACAACAGCAGCAGCAGCAGCAGCAGCAGCAGCAACAACAGCAGCAGCAGCAGCAGCAGCAACAACAACAGCAGCAGCAGCAGCAGCAGCAGGAUGCUGCUUGCAACAAAGCUGCUGAGCAGAGCAGUGCUAAUGCUAAAGGCACAGCUAACCCCCCUUCAGGGACCAAAGAGGAGGACAUGCCCCCACCAGUGGCGACAGAUAAAGCUGUGCCUGCAGAGCCCUCCUCAGAUUCCCAUAUGACUCCACCUCCUCCAUCCGAGGCACCCUCUUCUGCCUCUGAUAAAGCAACUCCUCCUCCUCCUGAGCCUCCCAGGGAGAGCAGCACCCCCAACAGCAGCAUCCCCAGUGACGACUGCAGCAACAGCAGCAACAGCAUGCCCCCUCCACCCUCAGAGAGCACCCCUGGAGGAGCAGCCCCAGAGCCACCUGUGGGCCAGGAAGCCAACUCCCCCGCAGCUAACCCUAAUGUGUCCGCAGCACCUCCGCCUCCCUCAGAAGACCCAGCCCCUCCCCCUCCACCACCACUACUACUCUCUAGCCAAAACAGCCAACAGUAUGAUAUGUAAGAGUCAGUGUUUAAUACACAGUGGUAGCUGUAGAUGUCUUCUCUGUGCUGCAGCUCCCCUUCUGUGAGAGGAGCAGCAGGUGUGGAAGAAGUGUUUUUUUACUAUUAGAGAGUAAGAUGGAAGCCCUGUUCAGACCUGGUGUUAACAUUUGUCGCAGGUGAUCCCAUCACAAGCAGAAAGCUCGGAGUACCGGUGUGAAUGCUCCCAGCAUGCAUUGAGCCCUUGGGAACAGAAGUGAUGUAUGUGUUUAUUUGCAUUAAUUGGGAUCAGAUCGCUGUGAACACUGGAGACGUUUUCUGAGAGACAGAUAUUGAUACCAAGUCAGAACAAGGCCUGAUGGUGAGAAUUGCUGGAUGGUUGAGGGUCUGUUAUUUAGCUCAAUAAAUAGCUAACUUGCAUUUUAAUGAGCUAGUUGUGGUUUUCAUCUUGUAGUGUCAGGCAUCCGGACCAACAAAGGGGAAAUGAGGAUUUCACUUAAAUCUGUAUGUUUCCUUUAGAUUUAUUCAUCAGUAGAUUUGAGUGAGAUUUUGACCUGACUGAGUUUGUGCUCCAGGCUUUGUACAAACUGCUUCUUAUGUAAUCAUCUCACCCAAUGGAUUUCCUUGUCAUCUAAAAUAACUACAUACAGGCUGAGCUCAGGACAACAGAGGGCUGUUAAAAUGUCAGCAAAAACCUCACUGUCUGCUUUGACGUUAUUUACCGGUAUCUCACGUAACACGUGAGAUGACCGUUACUCAUCUGCUCCCUCUUAAUGUCCAAAAUUCGGUUACCUCCAAUUGAGUUUCCAACUAACAGGUUCCACAUUCACUGAACUUAGGUAACGCUAUUCUCUAGGCCUGACAAGCACCGUUCAACUGAGCUAACAUACCGGCAGUAACUGGCAUCUCGACUCAGCCUCACACCUACACUUUAUCUGUGAAAUGUCACCUGUUGUCCAUAACUGCCACUGUGUAGACUCAAUACUGUUGGAUGUGGCUGAAAUGUUAAGAGUACAGAUGUAUGAUCCUUUAAAUCAGCACUGUAUAAUUUGACCAUAGCUGCAAACUCCAGGGGGUUCCUUGCAUAGUUUACCUUCUGUCCGACUAGCUAGGAAAAAAACAUCUGGCUAAGUGUGUUGCAUGAAAAGACCCCCCUACUUGUAAAACCUCAAACUUUUCUACUUUAUCAUUUUGUUUGAUUUGCAAAACAACUACUGUUAGUUCUACUUUGUGUUUUUUUUUUAUAUAUAUAUAUAGUGGAACCUUUUCAGAUAAAUAUAAUCAAUUUCAGCCUCAGUAUUAAACCUUUAUCAAAACGUUCAAUCAGAUGCCAUUUACAACGUUUAUAGUUCGGGAGGUGGCAACACAUUUUUCCAGGUCUUGAAAAUGCCACAUUUCAAUUAUUUAUGCACCCACACACUGCAUGUCAUACUGAAUACUAACCAUUGAAUACUUAAUUUUAGUCAGUGAGCGAAAGCCACGAGAAACUGUUGAAAUUUAAAAGUAGGACAAAAUGCUGCAAAAAAAACAACAAAUAAUUUACAUGAUGGAUUGUUUCCAUUGUGUUUUUUUUAAAGCUGUUAAUCAAAUGACCAGCAUGGGUUUAAAAGUUGAUGAUAUGGAUGUCUGUUCCACUGUCGAAAUCACAUUUAUUUCGGAAAUAUCUGACACCAACUCUUUCAGCCUUUCAUCCGAAAGGCCUCACAAACCUGAUUAUUAAGGUAUAUUUUUAAGGUUGCAAUGCUCCUUUAGACGGCAUAUUCCUGUUAACACAACAACUUCAGAAAAAAUGCAAAGUCUAAUCUCAUUUUAAUAUAACCUCAGAUACUUGUGCAUUUAAAGGACUAUUUUCUUACUUGAAUUAGACUGUUUUAAGUAUUGGGCUUCUGUUAUUUUUGCCUCUUUUUUUGUACCGUCAACUUGUCUAUCAAAAUAAAGGUGAUUUCUCAGUCAGA
Molecule: messenger RNA, 3603 nt
Organism: Platichthys flesus (European flounder)
Lineage: Eukaryota; Metazoa; Chordata; Actinopteri; Pleuronectiformes; Pleuronectidae
Product: SWI/SNF-related matrix-associated actin-dependent regulator of chromatin subfamily E member 1-like
Exons: 11
Coding region: 135-1670 (511 amino acids)
Biological process (GO): negative regulation of DNA-templated transcription
Cellular component (GO): SWI/SNF complex
Molecular function (GO): nucleosomal DNA binding; nuclear receptor binding
Source: RefSeq, a predicted model, not a curated record